AUGGCGAUGGACUUUAUCGGCAAAAUUCUAUCCUUCAGCGUCAUUGUUGUAGCUGUUCAAGCUGCCUCUCUAGCCGAUUACUGCACAGUCGACUAUGCCUCAGGCGUACUCCCUGUCCAAGACCUUGGACUCGGUAUCACAAUUGAUCCAUCAUCGAUCUCAGCCGCUUUGACAACUAAUAAGUCAGUCAGUUCUCAAUGGUUCGGGGCAGCCGUGAUUGAUUACUGCAAUAUCACAUUCGCCUACUCCCAUGACGGGAUUGCUAACGAUAUUGUUCACGUGUCAUACCUUGUACCUUCUCCAGACAAGUUUGCCAACCGCUACGUCUCUACUGGAGGAGGAGGACUUGCUAUUAACUCUGGGGGCUCGUCUAGCCCUGUCGGAAUCAUAGUUGGCGCCGUUUCGGGGAUUACUGAUGGCGGAUUUGGUAACUUCAACACUCAGUAUGAUGACGUAUUCCUUCUAGCAAAAGGUACUAUCAAUUGGCAAGCUACAUACAUGUUUGGAUACCAGGCUCAUCAUGAACUUGCUACACUCGGAAAACAAUUCACUAGAAACUUCUUCAACACGUCCAACGACAAUAAAAUCUACUCGUAUUAUCAAGGCUGCUCCGAAGGUGGGAGAGAGGGUUGGAGUCAGAUUCAACGUUUCGCUGACCAAUUCGAUGGUCUUGUUACCGGCGCGCCUGCUUUUCGCUUCAGUCAUUUGCAGACGAAUCAUUUAUCUGGUGGAGUUAUCGGAGCGUCUAUUGGAUACUAUCCCCCCCCUUGUGAGCUGGAAAAGAUUGUAAACCUGACAAUCGCCACUUGUGAUAGCCUGGAUGGACGGGUUGAUGGUGUAAUCGCGAGAUCCGAUCUUUGCAAGCUAAAUUUCGAUUAUAACUCCACGAUAGGCGAGCCUUAUUAUUGCCCCGCUUCAACUGGUGGGUUUCCUGGUGGCCCACCAUCUUUACAUCGUCGCCAAUUUCCAGGAGCUGGACCUACUCCCGAGCAGAAUGGUACAAUUACUGCCAAGGGUGUGGCUGUUGCUUCCGCAUUCACAAACGGUCUCAUCGACUCCAAUGGGAAGCGUAUCUAUAUAAAUCCCCAACCCGGUUCGUCAUUUGCCGAUGCCACUCCACAGUACAACCAGGAUACGAAGACGUGGGAACCAAGUCUCGCGGGUUUAGGUGGUCAAUAUAUCACCAGAUAUCUCAAUCUGGAGGAUAAAGAUGUCCUCGACAGUUUAGAGAACGUGACUGCAGACACAUUAAGAGAUUGGAUGGCGCUGGGUAUGCAAAGGUACUAUGAUUCGCUUCAAACGACCUGGCCAGAUAUUACCUCUUUUAAGUCUGCUGGGAGCAAGGUUAUACAUGUUCAUGGAGAAGCCGAUUCCUCUAUCCCAGCAGCAUCUUCGGUUCAUUAUUACGACUCUGUUCGUAACACGAUGUAUGGUGGCCUCGGGUAUGAUGAAAGCAUUGCCGCCAUGGACGAAUUUUAUCGGCUGUAUCUCGUUCCUGGAGGUGCACAUUGUGGAAGUAACAGAGAUCAACCUAAUGGAGGUUGGCCUGCGACUACACUACAGUCGGUAAUCGAAUGGGCUGAAAAGGGGGUAGCCCCUGAUACCCUCCAGAACACAGGUGGCAUUGAUUCAUUGUGUAAAUGGCCACUUCGACCAUUAUGGUCUAACAACGGGACUUUGGACUGUGUGAUUGAUUCUGAAUCUAUACAGUCAUGGACUUAUACGUUUGAUGCCUUCAAAUUCCAGGUUUAUUAG
Hypoxylon trugodes is the source of this 1755-nucleotide messenger RNA. Its product is annotated as feruloyl esterase-like protein B precursor. NCBI's taxonomy places the organism in Eukaryota, Fungi, Ascomycota, Sordariomycetes, Xylariales, Hypoxylaceae. The transcript has a single exon. The record is from RefSeq and is a predicted model, not a curated record. The coding region runs from base 1 to 1755 and encodes 584 amino acids.